AUGAACCUUAUUCCGAGGAAAACCCUCUUCGAAUAUCCUUACUUUUUGAAUGAGAUAUCAUUCAAAGAUUUGGAGAAGGUCGUCACUUACACGGUGAAUACAUGGUGUGAUAGAGACACGAGGAAAGAGCACAAACCGAUCAUGAUCCAGAUCGUCAUCUCGAUAUUAUUUCAAUUAUUCAUUAGGAUGUCGGCGAAUUUAAGGGUUUUCAUUUUAAAUAAGCAUUGCAACAUUGAUUCGGAUAUUCCUGAAUUGGUCACAUUUUCAAAUUUUCAAUCAUUAUUUUCACAAAUACGAACUCUCAAGGUCUUGUUCGCUCCCUUCUCGAAAAAUGUCAUGCAACUUUUAGGGAAUAUUUCAACAAAUCUUCAUUGCCUAGAUUUUAAAUUACACACUUCAAAUUACACACCCGAGGUAACUCAAUUGAUUUCAACGAUAAUCAAAUCCCAACAUUACCUUAGUGAAUUCACGAUCGCAAAUGUUCCAAGUGCUUCGAAUGGUUUGGAUUCCAUCCUUUCUUCCUUGCAUUCCCAUAAAAAAUCUUUAAAUUCCUUGAAACUUAAUUUCGUUCACCUAACCGAACCUUCCAUCAACAUUAUAAAUCAAUUUAAUAAAUUACAUACACUUUGUUUAUAUUGUUGUGGAGAUGUUAAUUUACAAAUACUUGAAAAAUAUGGAAAAUCCUUAAAACAACCAAAUUCGGAGAAUUACAAGAAGUGUGAAAAUAACGUCCAUUCAAUUUUUAAAUAUGGAAAGUUUGGAAGUGCCGGCCAAAAAGAUAUUUCACGAAGAUACAAUGGUCUGAUUGAAAAGUUUCGAUUACAUGCACAAGAAGAGAAAGCCGACCAUUUAGAAAAAAUCUUUACUUCCUACAUAAAUCGUUCAAUUCAUGAAGCUUCGAUUCCCGUGCAUACGCGUUAUGAUAUGCUGUACCUUUUGCUAAAUUUAUCCGAAUCACCGCUUCAAGUCUCAUUUAGUCUUGCCCUUCCGAAAUCAAGGUCAUCAAAACCUCAAUUAACGGUUGAAGAUAUAUUUCGCGAAGAACCAUUGACAUGGAUCAGAGAAAGGUUAGGUGAUCGGGCUAUUAACUUGCAAAACUCUCGAAGAACUUCAAUACAAAAGAACGUACCAAAUUUCGAGCAACAAAAUGAAAAAGUUGACGUGUUAGAAUUUGACAUAGACCACGAACUCAUUCGAGAAUUGGAGUCGAAGCAAUAUUGGAGGAAUGAGUUUCGUCAUAUUCCUGAAGAAACCAAAUUUAAUUCUAACGAUGCUUGUACCCUGGCUCCUGCGCUUGCCGAGUACAAAAGUCGGGACGAAAGUUAUCUAUUUCACGAUCCAACUCGGGUGGAAUACCUAACUGAGCUCGUUGCAAUACGUGAAGUAUUGUUCAUGUUAUCGGGAAGGCCGAGUUAUUUAUUUCAUCAACAGGAGAAUGGAAAAUUUCAGAUUAAGAGUAAUAUAACGUUGACGCAUUUGUCUGAGGGCGGAUUUAAGGCUUUGCUGGAUUUUUUUUGCGAUUAUGGAAAUAAAUUGUUCAAGUUGAGAAUGAUUGCUUCAAAAAUAUGUAGUGAACCUUGUACCUUAUAUGGACAAACAGCGCAGGCAUUUUCUGCUUCUAUUUUAAAGAUGGUUUGGAAGUUUGACAAACUGUUGGCAGAUUUUGAAUUGGAAUAUCAGGUUGAUCGUAUAAAAUCUCGAGCUCAGGAUACAUAUAUUUCACUUUUACAUCUAAGAAGUGAACUUAUGAACCGGCUAUAUGAAUUCACGAUCAUACAUAACUUUGUUGAGAAAUCAAGUUUAAACGACAUACCAGAACUUUGUCAUAAAGAAAAUACUUCUAAACAGUCCAGGAACCUAUUAAUAACACCAUCAAAAAUUGCUUAUGAUAUUCUUUCCGGAUUGUAUGAUGAGAUAUCUACGCAUCAAACCGUUGGAAAUCAUUCUAUUUUCCUAAUGCUUGGAAAACACCUUGACAAUUCAUUUGUUCCUUUUAUUCGUAUGAUGAAUGACUGGAUUUGCAAGGGAGCAUUUCAUGAUCCUGCAAAUGAAUUUUUCAUCGUUAGAACAAGUAUAAUUCAAAAUUCAUCACAGUAUUGGAAAGAAAUGUAUAAGAUUCGAGAAGUUUCGUCAUUGGACAAUUCAACCUCGUCACGGCUGCUAUUUCCAACUUUCUUGGAACCUUUCAUAGGGCGUGUUUUGUUUUCCGGUAAAGCAAAGAAUUUGCUAAUGUCUUUGAAGCUUAAAGAGGAAGAAGUAAUGUUUCGAAUGACUUUUCAACAUCAUCCGGAAGAAUUUGAAUUUGAUACAAAAUCCUUGCAGUUUUUUGAUUUGAGCCAACCGGCCGAACUUGGGCCGUUAAACAAAUCGCCUGGAAAAGAUUUCAUGUCAGCUCUUUUCCCUCUUUGGAAUAAAUCAAAAAUACAAACGGUCGAAUAUACGGAACCAAGACCACGAUCGCAGAGUUACAUUGGUGAAGAUGAUCAACAUCUAAACAUAGAUCCAAUGAUAAAUUUUCAACCUUUCACCGAACGAUUCAGAGAAAAGUUUGAAGAUUAUCUUCAUCCAAGAUAUAUGCGCAUAGGACAACAGCUCUAUGGUGCCUUGGUUGAACAGUGUCACCUUUGGAGACAUUUAAGAGCUCUUGCAGGCAUAUAUUUUAUGCAACAAGGCGAAUCAAUGCAUCUAUUAACUGAUGUUUUGUUUGACAGGAUAGAUAAGAAACAAAUGUGGUACGACUCUUACGUUCUGAAUGAAGUAGUUUUAAACACCAUCAAGAACUUCAAAUGGUUAGAUAAGAGUUCAGUCAUUGUUUGGGUAAAUGAUGAGGCAGGCAAAAAACCAAAUAUAAAAACGGUGAGAGUAUUUGAAAAAAUAGCUUUUGAGUAUCGACUACCUUGGCCACUCGAUAAUAUAAUUCGUAGCAAUACUUUAACGUCUUACAAACGAAUAAUUGUGUUUUUGUUGCAAGUUAAAAGGGCGAAAUACCUUUUAGAACGGUUGUCCUUUUCUCGAAAUCAAGACAACUCUAAAGCCAUGGUUCUAUUUUAUGGUGUAAGAAUGAAGUUAAUAUGGUUCUUAAAUACAAUAUGGGAUUACGCCAUGAGAACUAUAUUACUAUCAGAAACAGAAAACUUUUAUAAGAAACUGGAACAAGUGUUUGAUAUCGAUGAAAUGAUUUCAUUACACGGGAAUUAUAUUCGCACCGUUCACGAUAGGUGUCUGUUGAAUGAAAAUGCAACUCCGAUGCACAAAUCGAUAUUGGACGUUUUGGAUUUAAUAAUACAGUUUAGUAUACUUUAUACAAGAUAUCGUGGUGAUAAUGUUUCCUUUUAUGAUCAUUCUCGGGACGACAGAUCAAGAAGGUUCAUGGAUGAUAAUUCAGAUUCAGACUCGGAUUCAUUUUUAAUUGACGAUGAUGACGAUCAAUUGGAUAAAGGAGGAGAAAAUGGAUUUGAAUCGAUUGUACCACAUCUAGUAGAUUACGAUGAUUUUCUUAAUGGAUUAUGCAGGAUUGAUAAAGAAUUUAAUAGACAUAAAGAAUUUAUUAGUAAUUCAAUACAAGCGAUCGCUAAAGUAGGAGGAUUUUGGUGGUUUGAUGCUUUAGCAUUAGCUUUAGGCUGA
This is a messenger RNA of Funneliformis mosseae, 3624 nucleotides long. The record is from the annotation of a GenBank genome assembly. Lineage: Eukaryota; Fungi; Glomeromycota; Glomeromycetes; Glomerales; Glomeraceae.